Molecule: messenger RNA, 1416 nt
Organism: Sporothrix schenckii 1099-18
Lineage: Eukaryota; Fungi; Ascomycota; Sordariomycetes; Ophiostomatales; Ophiostomataceae
Exons: 1
Coding region: 1-1416 (471 amino acids)
Source: RefSeq, a predicted model, not a curated record
AUGGGCAAGACGAUCAUCCUCGCCGGCGCGCCAGACGCUGCCUCGCUGGACUGGUCGACAGUAGAGGAGACGGCCGUUACGGAGACAGUACGGCCAUGGGAGGCCGGUAUCCAUACCACAGACGUUGGCCCACAUAGUCACCCCGAGUGGCGCGUUGUGCCGGCCCAUGUGCCCGGCGCGGCCCCGCCAGAGCGACCGCAAACUCGUCCGGCGCUGGAGACUGCGCAGCCUCGUCUCAAGACGGAACAAAACGAGCAGCCACAGGCCACCAACGACAGCGUCUGGCACUUGUACGGCCGUGCUGCGUUCCUUGAUCUGACACAGGUGACCCAAGAGUCGACCCAACCGUCGACACAAGACGAUACACGGGACACCGGUAGUCGUGCGCCCUCCUCGCUGGACGAGGCAUCCCUUUCGUUCCGUCUGCCCAAUGCUCUUCCUCCGACGUCGCCUCAGCCGCCUCCAAUGCCAUCACUGCCGCCGUUGCCUUCACGACCACCGCAGACAGCAGCCUUCGUCUUAUCCCAAGAGUUCAUUGAACACUCGCUGGCUGUGCACGACGCACUGCCGUCGUCCCUACCGGCCUUUGACCCGCCUGCCGUGUACGAGACGGCGGCCAGCUUCGACGAGACGACCAUGUCUCUGUCUCUCUCGCAGCCCGAGCCGCUCUCGUUUUCGGCGUCACGCCUCCCGCCGCUUCCAGCCGACAUACCCCGCUGGCAGCCCCUAACACACCUGGCCGACGUGCCCAGCGCGGCGUACCUGCGGCGCAUGGCACCACAAACGGUGACGGUCAACCUUGUGGUGGCCAUUGUGUCUGUGGGCGUGCCUCGGGUGGUCGGCAACACCACCAACAGUCGCCGUCGGGACCGCCCGCCAACGUCCCUGGUGGAGCUCGUAGUCGGGGAUGAGACACGAUCCGGGUUUGGCAUGACCGUCUGGAUGGAUGGAGCUCAGUCGGCCGGCCCGUCGUCACUGGCAAUGCUUCUUCCGACCCUGGCACCCCACGAUGUCGUUCUCUUGCGGCACGUUGCCCUCCACGUUUUUGGCGACAAGGUGUAUGGAAGCAGCCUGCGCAAGGACCAGACCAAGAUGCACAUUCUGCACCGUGGCGGCCUUCUGCAACCAGAGCCGGCACACGAUGCACUCUUCUCGUCAGCCCAUCUUGCGGCAGCGGCGCAGGUGCCCACCAGUACACAGGCCGGCGCCUCCUAUCCGGCUGACCUGCAGCUUCUUGCCAAGACGGCCCGGGUACGCAACUGGGCUCUGCGGUUCGUUAUCGUCGAUCCUGUCGGUGUAUGUGACCAUGGUGACGAGGGCGAUGAUAGUAGCGCGAACCUGGGUCCGGCUGGGGAUAAAGGGCCUCGGCCACAGCAACGGCUGGCAUGGAUGAUGCCGCCCGCCGAUACGCAGUAA